Molecule: messenger RNA, 2727 nt
Organism: Lichtheimia ornata
Lineage: Eukaryota; Fungi; Mucoromycota; Mucoromycetes; Mucorales; Lichtheimiaceae
Exons: 6
Coding region: 1-2727 (908 amino acids)
Molecular function (GO): protein binding
Source: RefSeq, a predicted model, not a curated record
AUGCGUCCCUUUUCGCAAAUUGGAGCCGCAACCUUUGUACGAGAUAAUGUCCUUUACACGAUAGGAGGGCUAUCGCAAUACUACAACACAACCAAACCGAACAACCAUUUUGUUGGAUUUCACCUCAACCAGCUAAAUGGCGAUAUAGAAACGGAUGUACCAACAAGCCGAGACUGCCCUGAGUUAGCUUAUGGCCAAGCUGUGCUGCUUCCUGAUAAUGAUCGUGUAUUGCUUUUUGGUGGCAAAAACGAAGAUUUAUGGGAUGAAAACACCACGCUUCUGGUCCAUGAAUAUCGAUUCAGCACCUCUAUGUGGCAACAGCUCAAUGUCAGCGCUGCCAAUAAUGCCACGAACAAUGGCACUGUACCCCGCAAUACACACAGGCACACAGCAACGCUAGCCCCCAACGGAAAAGUUUACAUUUAUGGUGGGCUAGUACCAGGCACCAUAACAAGAUGGUUCAUUCACGUAUGGGAAUACGAUCCUGACACUGGUCGUUUCACCGAGUUCCCCAUUGAUUAUGAUCCUGUGGGCACUGUUUCCCUUACCAGCAUAGCCCUUCAGGAUGGAAAGAUUGUCUAUGUGAUGUAUCAUGAAUGGGCUGAGGCUUUAAUCUUUGAUACCAACCGUGGCGUGGGAUACAAGCAGGAACUCUCCAAUCAAACGAUGGGCAAAUUUCCUGACCCAAGAAUUGGUGCCAAUGCUAUUCUUGCACCUGAUAAUUCAACAAUAUACUACUUUGGAGGUCGAAAAAGAUGGGGAGAUACAUACAAUGAAGACCCUCUCGACAUACCUCAAACAAAACUGGUUGCAUUCAACAAAAUCGAUAUACUGGACACCAAAACUUGGGCAUGGCUAUCUCCUAAAGAAGUGCGUGGUGAACCAGCUAAGGCACGUUAUGAUGCAUCAGCAGCUCUAUUGUAUGGGAAAUACUGGACGUUCGUUGGAGGGAUCUCUGAAUUUCUAUGGACAAAUGAUCUAAACGUGCUUGAAAUUCCUGAAGCCAACUCCCCCACAAGUACUUUAGCAAAUGCAUCCAUCACCUUGACGUGGCUCCACAACAUCACCGAUCCAAAUCUUGAUGAAAACGAGAAUCAUGAAUCGAGAGGGCUUGGAGGAGGUGCCAUUGCUGGUAUAGUGGUGGGAUCUUUGGCAGGUGCUAUGUUGGUGAUUAUCACGCUUGUUUGGAUGAUGCGUCAUGCAAAUCUUGGGCCAUUAGCGAUAUGGGAAGCUUUGAUCUCACUCAUUUGGGAUAGGCGUGCUGGUGAACCAUUGUGGACAGCUAUCUUACAUUCGGUGUCAAAGUUAAUCCUUACGGGGUUGUUCAUAGCGUAUUGUGUCUACAGCAUCAUCCAAAUUGUGCAAAGCUCUGAGACAACGGUGACUAUGAGCACACCUGUUAACCAAGUACGACUGCCAGACAUACGGUUUUGCUUUGACAAUUUCCGCCAUUCUGAGGGCAUCACAAAUAUCCAAUCCGACAUUGUGUCAAGGCCAGAUGCUGAUGUGAUGGAUUGGGGCGGCUUUUGGACAAAUUUAAGUGAUCACUUCCAUAUGCCUUACUACUCCAGCAGCAGCUCUGGUGAUCUUCGUUGUUGGAUGUUUACAGCUCCGCCAGAUUUCAAGCUUGAUUACGAGGCCAACAGUCCAAAGAGUAAUGGCACCAGGCUUCGCUUCCUUCUUGCUAGCGGUGACGAUGGAACUAGCCAAUCGAAUGCUUACUUGAACCAGAGCCGCGUCCACAUUUCGGUCUAUCAUCCCGAUCGCAACCCCAUCAAGGUCGUGUACAACAUUAGCAACCAACCCAACCUCAGCGACGAUUACAUACAGCAAUGGUUACGACGUGAAGCAAGUGACCAGCAAACUGAAAACAGCUACACAAUGGAAUUCAAUACAUACUCAUCCAUUGGCUAUCAACUCAAGAACCAUCGUUACCUUGUGGAUACACCUUGGAAUGCUGUUGGAUUCGCUCAAAUACGCAACAAUACACCUGAAGUGGAGACAUCAUUUCGUACAAGUAUCCAAGAUGGAUCGAUGAUGAUCAGGAAUGUCCUUGAUGUGUAUCCUGCAAGCUUUGCUGAAAUUGUAGAAGAGGAUCAGCGCGUGGACACCCUCAUGUCAGCUUCUGGUUUGAUUGGUGGUAUGCUUUCAUUGUUCACUUUCAUCCUUACAACCCUGUAUGGUGCACGUCCUACCUCCAUGUAUGGCUGGAUCAUGAAAUUGCCAUUCAACAAGCCGACGCGUUCGAUUGAAAGAAACCUGCUACGAAGCUUUGGAUCUCUUGGUCAACCGAUUCCUUUUGUACAUCCUGUCGACCCUCAUGUCUUGAACCCCCGGCAACUUCAGGAACACAAACUAGUAGAAACAGCAUACAGCAACACCGCUACGGAUGAUUUGCAUGCCAAAAUUCGAAAUAUGGAAGAAACGCAUCAACGAGAGAUGGCUGCCCUUUUGAAGCGACUGCAAUUGAUGGAACUGGUUUUCAAGUCAUAUUAUAUCGAUGAUGAAGUAUUCAACAGACUGCAUGACGCUCAUUGUGCUGAACAAGAUCAUCAAAAUAGUAGUGGCACGCUGACACCAACAACAACCGCUGACAACGAUGGGAUAUUUACCCGACUCUUCCGCCGUCGUCGAUAUCGUGCCACACAAAAUGUAUCAGACGAGGAACAACCUGCUCAUAAUUCGGCUGCACUACUGCUCGAUUUGCCCGAGAAAAAUGGAUCAUGA